Molecule: messenger RNA, 2101 nt
Organism: Saccostrea cuccullata (small rock oyster)
Lineage: Eukaryota; Metazoa; Mollusca; Bivalvia; Ostreida; Ostreidae
Product: cyclic nucleotide-binding domain-containing protein 2-like
Exons: 13
Coding region: 145-2010 (621 amino acids)
Source: RefSeq, a predicted model, not a curated record
AACAAAUAACUGCCUAGAUUUAAAUGCCGAUAAUGCACACAAAAAUUAAAAACAUAUCCGCUUUUGGCGAUGCAAUUCAGUUGUAUAUGCAGCAUACCAAUACAUUGAGUGAAUUUGGUGUAACAUUUUGCCAGUUGCCUGAUAAUGGACACAGUGAGGUCUGUGGAUUGUCGUCUGUCUCAGAUGGCGGCGAGGGGAUGUAAGGAUUUCACCCUACAUCUCUGUUUUAUUGACAGUCUCAGCAAGCCGGGGUCCCGUUGUCGGACAGAACCCAUCUUUUCGCGUGAGGUGCUUUCCUGUAAAAAAGCCAGGUGUGACACUGCAGAUUCGGCAUGGAUCAUCAAGAACGAGAACGUGGGCAUCAAACGCCAGGUAUCUGUAGAUCAGAGAGAAGUUAAUGACAGCUCUCAGAGUAGAGCUACUCUGGAGACCACCAGAAACCCACCAUUCAAAAGACGCAACAAUUUUUAUCACAGACCUUUGGUCAGAUUCAGACGUGCAGUAAAAACCAUACAAGUGCUCCUCAAGGCUACACUCACCAAUUCUCAGGGACAGCGCCAUGAUCUCCUGUCCUGGGCUCACCAGGACGUCAGCUCCUCCAAGAGGGAAUAUGAAAUGUUUGGUCUUACUUUUGAUCCAGGGGACUUCAGAGCCAAGAAGGAGACUAUUCUUAGUAAUGAAGCCAAAGCUAUUUUGUCUAUGGAACCCGAACGCAGGACGGAAGAACAGAUGAAGGUGGCGCUACUGGCGCUGAAUCAGGCGGUAGAAGCAUUCAGUGAGUUUCCGAUCACCAUGCAGAAAUCUCUGGUACGAGUCGGCUGGUAUGAACAUUUUGAAGACAAACGGGUGAUAAUAAGACAAGGUCACAUGGCUGACAAUUUCUACUUCAUUUUGUCUGGAACAGCUGUCGUUACCAUCCUACAGACAGAUCCCGAGACCGGCGAUCAGGUUGUUAGAACAGCAGCAGUCCUCAAAAAGGGAAACAGUUUUGGGGAGUUGGCGCUUAUGCACGGCGCGAAGAGGAGCGCCACGGUCACCUGUAAGAAUAGUGUGGAGCUUCUAGCGGUAGGAAGAGAGGACUUUGUGGAUAUAUUCAUGCCCAUGGAUAAAGAUCAGGAGCCUGAGCACAUCCGCUUCCUGCGGACGGUCCACCUCCUGAAAGGAUGGCCAAUAGAAAAAUUGCCAUAUCACGACACCAAGAUUUGUUGUUUUACUUACUUUAGGAGAGGACUUUUGUUGUGUAAGGACAGUAACAUUAGUGACUGGGUCUACAUCAUCAAAACAGGGUCGUGUAGGGUCCUAAAAUCCCUACAUUCAGCCAAACCAAAUAUACCAGGAUUAUUGUCUAGCCAAAAGUUAACAAGGUCACUGCUACGUCUCCCUCCAAUAUCCUCACCAAAGUCUUCCAAGACAUCGUUAUCGUCAUCUUCCUUAUCAUCUGACAAAUCUCCACGCUCGGACUCAUCGUAUGGCACACCACGCCCCCAGAAACAUAAAUGUACAAUACAGCAUCUCUCUGACAUUCUUCACAAACCUUAUCCUGAGGAUUCAACAGAACAUGAAGAACAUCAGAAACUGUUGGACCAAAUCUUUAUUCAGAAACAUACCUAUACGUCUAAAUGGGGAAAGAGAACAUCCCCAAAGGUUUCCGAGCCAGAAAGUGCAUCUAAACGUCACAAACCAGACACGGUUUACGUACAAAUACAGAAAUUAGGACCAAGAGAAACUUUCGGUGUUGAACAAGUUGCCUUUGGUCGCAUUGGGAAAACUACCAGCACUAUUCUGGUUUCUGAUGGAGCAGAAUGCAUCUUAAUCAAUAGGAAGUUUUUCCAACAAUAUUUAACUGAUGAAGAGGCAAAAAGAAUACGGAGAACGCUUCAACCAAUACCUUCUGAGGAAAGCUUGCAGCGGAAAUUACAGGACAGCACGAAUUGGGAAGCAUACAAAGCACUCACUGUAGUCAACCACAAGGUUCACCAGAAAACCCACAAUGACGCCCACUUCUUCUGAAUUUAAAACAAUCAUAUGAAGUUGCAGAAUUGAAAAUUGAAAGCAUUAAACUAACAACUAAGUGCAGACAGUGGGAGAAAAAAGAAGUGAA